GCCUUCUCACUCUCUGCAGUUGGCUGAAGAGAGGUGAUGUUGAGGUGGGGGUCGUCGUCUUCUCCCGUGUAAGCAGUGAUAGACUGGAGGGAAGGCCUCAAGUGGCACGAGGGGAGAUUCAGGUCGGAUGUGAAGAAAAACGUCUCCACAGGAGCGGUCAGAUGCUGGAACGGGCUGCCCAGGGAGGUGACAUUGUUACUGUCCCUGCAGGUGUUCAAGGAGCAUUGGGUGUUGUACCGAGCGACGUGGCUCAGCGGGAAAUGGUGGUGGUAGGUGGGUGGUUGGACUGGAUGAUCUUGGAGAUCUUUUCCAGCCUUGCUAAUUCUACGGUUCUAUGAAAGGCAUGUGCUGGGCGAGUGCUUUGCUGGGUGAGCAGGCAGCUGUUGCCACAUCCACGGGGAUGGGAGGCUUUUUAACCUGAGCCUUGUCUUUGGUGUCUGGUACCCAGUAAGUCGUGUUGUUUUAAAGCAGCGUCUCGAUUUCUGCAGCCACCAGAGCUCUCCUCCAUGCUUCUCCCUGUGACGUGAGACCGCGUCGAAGGCCUUGCAGACGUCUGGCUCCCGUUUAGGUAUCGAAAGGCUGUUACCAGGUCACCUCGGAGCCUUCGCUCCUCCGCGCUGAACAGCCCCAGCUCUCUCAGCCUGUCCUUGGAGGAGAGGGGUUUGAUCCUUUGGUUCUUUGAUUUUUGGGGCCGUCCUCUGGAUGUGCUCCAACGGGUCCGUGUCCCUUCUGCCCUGAGGACUCUUCGUAUGGACACAGCGCUCCAGCUCGGUGUCGUCAGCAAAUUCUCUGAGGGUGCGCCCGACCCGCCGGUGCUGUCACUGAUGCAGAUAUUGAAGAGUCCCAGCCCCAGCUCGGUGCUCUUUCCCAGCACAGAGGGACUUCACCUGAUUGCCAUGACUUCUCAAAUACCGCUGGGAGCGGCUUGGCGACGACAUCACCAAACUCCCUUACGACUCCGCCGUGCGUCUGAUCGGGUCCCAGAGACUCCUGGAUUUCCGGUUCUACAGGCGGGCUGCAGCCUGGUCUUUGCUCACGGUGUGGGAUGGGGAGGGGGGCGGCCGGGGCGGCGUUGCUUCCUCAAUUCCCACCUACCAAAUGUCAUACUCGAGGGCUGUGUGAUGAGCGGUUGGAGAAGACGGAGGCGCAAAAGUCGAGUCCCUCCGCCUUCUCCUUGUCUGCUCCCAGCCACAGAGGUGCUGGUAGGCAGCACCGUGCGCAGAGCACAGCUGCCUUGCGCAGAGAACGCAGCACAGCAGUGCGCUUCUGUGCUGGAGGCGCUGCCUUGCACGUGCGGGACAGCGCCUUCGUCACUGUAUUGCGUUCAGCAGGCGGUGGCAGGGAACCGCAGCGCUCUGGCGGUGUAACAGCUGCAGCCAGAAAGCUGCGUCUCUUGAUGAGAGCAGCGAGAAAGAGAAAGCUUCAUCUCCUGGAACGCCCUGACUUUGCUGACUGGCUGCUGGUUGCCCAAACUGCUGAGGACAACGUACCCCCACCAACGUUUACCCGUUGCUUGCUGCAAUGUAGAGCUCCCAGAGGAG
Molecule: messenger RNA, 1541 nt
Organism: Meleagris gallopavo (turkey)
Lineage: Eukaryota; Metazoa; Chordata; Aves; Galliformes; Phasianidae
Source: RefSeq, a predicted model, not a curated record